Messenger RNA from Eucalyptus grandis, 1426 nucleotides. RefSeq names its product bifunctional riboflavin kinase/FMN phosphatase. NCBI's taxonomy places the organism in Eukaryota, Viridiplantae, Streptophyta, Magnoliopsida, Myrtales, Myrtaceae. The record is from RefSeq and is a predicted model, not a curated record. Gene Ontology annotation, molecular function: sn-glycerol 3-phosphatase activity. Gene Ontology annotation, biological process: glycerol biosynthetic process.
CGGGGGCAGGCCCAGCAAAGCACCUUUUCCCUCGUCUCUAUGGCCGGGCGCGGUUUAUAAAUGCUGCAGGCCGUCUAUGAGAGCAAGACACCGUCUCCUAGGCCGCAGGCUCAGCCAUGAGCUGCCCUUCGUGCAAUUCAUGCAGCGCGAAGCCGGACCCGCCCGUGCUCGCCGUCGUCCUCGAUUUGGACGGCACCCUCUUGGACACAGAGGUGGGUGGGAAGGGGGCGUUGAGGGAAUUCUUGGGCAAGUAUGGCAAGGUGCUGGACGAGGGGAAUGAUAAGAGAUUGGGGAAGACCUUGAAGGAGACGGCCGUUGCCAUGAUCGCCGACUAUGAUCUUCCACUGACUCCUGAUCAGUAUGUAGAAGAAAUCGUACCCAUGUAUCGUCAGGGGUGGGCGAAGGCCAGAGCGCUUCCUGGUGCUAAUCGACUUAUCAAGCAUCUCCAAAAAUGCGGAGUGCCGUUUGCUCUUGUCAACUCCUUGAGAGAAUACAUCGAUGCAAAGAUAUGUUGCCAACAAGGUCUAUUCAUAGAAGCUGCAAGAAGAAUGGGGAUGGAUGCAACUUGUUGCCUAGUGAUUGAGGACUCCAUGGUUGGUGUCCAAGCAGCCAAAGCCGCCAAAAUGAAGGUAGUGGCAGUUCCUUCGUAUACUGAAGCUGACUGUUCUUCCAUGGCUGAUAGCGUGCUUCAUUCACUUCUAGAAUUUCGGCCUGAGAUAUGGGGUCUCCCACCAUUCGAUGACUGGGUUAACAAUGCACUGCCAAUUGAAACAAUGGUCUUGAGCUGUCAACACGUGAAUGGUUCAUUAUAUGAAAUUGAAGAGGAUGGGAUGUAUGCUCUUCCAGCUCAAGCCGCAGGAGUUUACUUCGGUUGGGCCCAAAUCGGCCCCUGUACAAUCUUUAAGGCUGUGGCUGGCAUCAUAUUUGAUUCUCCAAGUGCCGUGAGGAAACUUCACUUGUGUUCAAUCGAUGGAAGUGUUGAUCGCGUGUCUGAUCAGCGCAUGCAGCUUUCCCUUGUGGGCUUCAUACGUGGUUUUGGACCAAAGGACGUCGUGUUGAUGGACAAAAUAAUAGACAAACGAGACAAGUCCAUCGCCAGUUCUUCUUUAGAGCUGCCAGAGUUCACACGCUGCAGCAACCCAUCUUUCAGUGAUUCGAAAAUAUAAAGUUCUCUGGCCCCCCCUAAUACUAGUAGGUCAAACCGAUCCAGCGGAGAUGACGACUGGAGCAGCCUAAAAUUGCGGUCUUGUUGACUUGAUUGUUUGGAGACAAUCCUGAUAAAAGGACCGGAUUCUUCGGGGUGAUUUUUUAAAUCGCAUAAUGUAUUCGAUUCAACAUCGAUGGAGUAUCAACAAUUACAGUGUAUCAUUACCACAUUUUCACAGCGAGAUUAAUCUCCUUUGUUAUGAAGUGGAAAAUGCGUGCA